CCCUCACCAGAUGACCCUUUACCAACUGCUUUCACUCACCAGGAGCCCCGUCACCAAUUGCCCCUCACCAGGGCAGGAUUUUUGAGAAGAUGGAGCUGUGCAGCAGCCUGGCCGUCAAGCGCCUCGUGUUCUCCGGCUGGAGGCCGGGCCCGGCGCCGGGGGUGCGGCAGGAGGACGCGCGGCUCGGGCGGGUGCCCGUGCGGCUGUACCGGCCCCGCGCACCGCCCGCGCGGCCCCGCUCCGCCGUGCUGCUGUUCCACGGCGGCGGCUGGAUCUGCUGCAGCCUCGAUUCCCAUGAAAGGAUCUGCCAGUACAUUGCCCAGGAAAGCGACUCGCUGGUGGUGUCCGUGGGGUACCGUUUAGCCCCCGAGCACAAAUACCCCGCUGCGUACGAAGACUGUCUGAGCGCCACGCAGCACUUCCUGCAGCACCUGCAGCACUACGCCGUGGAUCCCGCCCGCGUCACUGUCUGCGGGGACAGUGCUGGGGGCAACCUGGCAGCUGCUGUGAGCCAGACCCUGGCAGGCAGGUCAGACCUCCCCAGGCUCCGUGCUCAGAUCCUCAUCUACCCAGGCCUUCAGGCUCUGGACUUCAAUUUACCAUCCUACCAACAGAAUCGGGGAGUCCCUCUGCUAUUCCGGGAACGUGCUGUUUUCUAUUCUUUGCAGUAUGUACAAGGCGACACAUCAAAUCUGGAAGAGGUCUUGGAGGGCUCUCAUAUUCCUCCAGACAUGAGGCUGAAGUGUAGGAAGUGGGUGAAUCCAGACAACAUCCCUGAGGAAUUUAAGGUCAGAGGCUACAAACCACACAAGCCCUGUGAAUUCAAGCCUGGAGUUUUUGAGAGAGUGAAGAGAUUCUGUGAGCCCACCCUGUGCCCGCUGUUCGCCGAAGAUGCAAUUAUUCAGCGGCUGCCAGAAUCUUUCAUCCUGACCUGUGAGUACGACGUGCUGCGGGACGAUGGCUUGUUGUACAAGAAGAGGCUGGAGGACAACGGGGUUCCAGUGACCUGGUGCCACCUUGAAGAUGGAUUCCAUGGAAUCAUAAACCUAUUUGAUUAUUGUGGCUUGUCAUUUCCAUCUGGGAAAAGGGGAUUGGACAGUGUUGUUGCAUUUAUAAAAGGCCUGUAGAAAGAACUCUCAUUAUGCUUCUCCCACUAAUGUCUCUACUUAGGGUCUCACACCUCAGGUAGUGCUGGUCAGCAAGAAUGCAACACCUUUUGAUGUGUAAAAUAGAAAUUCUGAUAUCCAUGAACUUCAAAUUAACACAGACCUUUUCCUUGUGAGACUCCUGACAGUUCAAUCAUCACAAUUUUUCUAUGUGCUGUGGGUUUUUUUCAAAUUUGUA
Molecule: messenger RNA, 1344 nt
Organism: Hirundo rustica (Barn swallow)
Lineage: Eukaryota; Metazoa; Chordata; Aves; Passeriformes; Hirundinidae
Product: arylacetamide deacetylase-like 4
Exons: 4
Coding region: 90-1127 (345 amino acids)
Molecular function (GO): hydrolase activity
Source: RefSeq, a predicted model, not a curated record